GUUUGAUGCUAUAGCAGAAUACCCGAGACUGGGUAAUUUAUAAAGGAAAGGAGUUUACCCUUCUGAAGGCUGGAAGUCCAACACUGGGUGCCCCAUCUGGCAAGGACUUGUGUUGUGUCACCAUAGAGGGAAGCAGAAGGCGACCAGGCUCUGCAGGAGAGAGAAGGGCUGGGCUCACUUACCAGCAGCCUACUCACCCACUACCCUGAUAAAGGCAUUAACCUCUCCUAAUCCAAUCCCCCCUAACCUAAUCCUCUCCUAACCUCAUCCCCACUUCUCAACUGUGCAUGGGGGACCCAGUUUCAAUAUGAGCUUUGGGAGGGAUGAGCCACAUUUCAACCACGGCAGAUGCUGUCACUGUAGCAUCAAUUCCCAUGAGGAAUUCAAUCUGUUUUGGGAGAAUUGGCUGGAAGCUGCAGGUGUUGGAGCAGAGCACAUGCACAUAGGGUUUAGACACUAUUUCCUGAGGUCCACAGAGCUCAAUAGGACCCUUGGGGGGCAGCUUUGGAGCUGGAGCCAAGGGCACCCUGAGGCCAUGGGUUCACUUUGUGAAUUUGGCACUGUGUCACGCGCUGUCCAUGCACAGACAGUAUUUUGUUUAAUCCCAGGUGACUCCCUGAGGUAAGGACUAGUAUUAUCCCCACCUUACACGUGAGGACCCUGAGGCUGGAGAGGCAAAGACCCAAAAGGGCAACAGCCAGUGGGGGAGGGGACUCAGUUGCUGGCCUGUGUCCUUUGCCCAGCACCUGUUGCAGGGAGGCCAUCCCAGAGCCCUGUAGCAGCCAUGUGAGCCCGUUCUGGGUCAGCUGAGAGGCUUCCUUGGGCUUGGGACUCUGGCCUUUCCCGCCUCUGGCUGCUGACCCCACCCCCUGCACUUGGAGAACUCUAGGACCCAGCAGCCUGGGAAGGGUGGAGAGUGGAGGGUCCUUACCUUCAGGUCCUGCCCCCUUCUUUUCUAUCCAUCCGUUUUCUUUCUCCUCCACCUCUGCCCCCUCCCCUCCUCUCUCCCACCCUCACCCAGCUCAGCCCUUGGUCCCUGUUCCGCCCACAGUGUGGUCACGUGGGGCACCGCCGGAUUUAAGCUUAAUCUGCGGGGUGCUCAGCACUGCAGCCUGGCCUUGGGGCAUUCGGGCUGGGCCAGUCUUGGGGCCCUGAAGAAGGGGGCCGAGGAGUGCCCACAGCCACUCCCCCCAUGAACCUGGGGCUGGCGGGAUCGCUGGAGGCCCAGCUGGGACUGGAGACGGUUAUUCAGACCCUGGAGAGCAGCCUCCUUGGGCCAGGCCAGGAGAAAGGUCUACUCGUGCAGGACCCAGCCCGGGGCUCUGGACUCGGCAGCCUGCCCGCCCAGAUCAGGGAGAUUGUCACCCGAAACUUCUCCCAGCCUGGGAGCCCAGGCCCUCCGAAGGCCCUGGAGAUGGCAUCGCUGCUGUCACUGCAGGAAGAGAACCAGCUGCUGCAGCAGGAGCUGUCCCGUGUGGAGGACCUGCUGGCCCAGAGCCGCGCAGAGCGCGAUGAGCUCGCCAUUAAGUACAAUGCAGUUAGCGAGAGGCUGGAGCAGGCGAUGCAACUGGAGUCUGGGGAGCUGGAGACUCAGGAGCCCAGGGGGCUGGUUCGGCAGAGUGUGGAGCUGCGGAGGCAGCUUCAGGAGGAGCAGGCCUCCUACCGGCGAAAGCUGCAGGCCUACCAGGAGGGCCAGCAGCGGCAGGCCCAGCUAGUGCAGAGGCUGCAGGCCAAGAUUCUCCAAUACAAGACCAAGUGCUCAGAGCUGGAGCAGCAGCUGCUGGAGCGGUCCACGGAGCUGGAACGGCAGCGGCUGAAGGUGGGUGCCAGGGUGAGGCAAGACAGACCCUCAGCUCUGCCUGCCAGCCCUCAGGUUCCCCUUCCUGCCCAGGACAUGGAGCACAGCCAAGACCUGGAGAGUGCCCUCCUCCGCCUGGAGGAGGAACAGCAGAGAAGCGCCAGCCUGGCCCAGGUGAAUGCCAUGCUGAGAGAACAGCUGGACCAGGCAGGCUCAGCCAACAAGGCUCUGAGUGAGGACAUACGAAAGGUGACCAGCGACUGGACACGCAGCUGCCAGGAGCUGGAGCAGCGGGAGGCGGCGUGGAGGCAUGAGGAAGAGUCCUUCAAUGCCUACUUCAGCAGCGAGCACAGCCGCUUGCUGCUCCUCUGGAGACAAGUUGUGGGGCUCCGGCGGCUGGUCAGCGAGGCGAAGCUGUACACAGAGAGGGACCUGCUGCAGCUUGGAGGGGAGCUGACCCGGACAUCACGAGCUGUGCAGGAGGCCAGCCUGGGGCUGAGUGCUGGCCUGAAGCUGGCUGAGAGCCGGGCUGAGGCGGCUCUGGAAAAGCAGGCACUGCUGCAGGGACAGCUGGAGAAACAGCUGCGGGACCAGGUGCUCCGUGAGAAGGACCUGACCCAGCAGCAGGCACAGAGCGACCUGGACAAAGCCAACCUCAGCACCCGCAUGACAGAGCUGGCCCUGGCAGUGGAGCACCUUCAGAGCCAGAACCUGGAGAAGGAUCGGUUCAGCAAGGCCCUGGCAGAGAAGCUGGAGGCCCUGGAGUCUCUGCGGCUACAGGAGCAGGUGGCCCUGGAGACCGAUGACAGAGAGGGGCUGCAGCAGACCCUGAGGGACCUGGCACAGGCCGUCCUGUCCGAUCCUGAGAGUGGCGUCCAACUCAGCGGCUCUGAGCGCACGGCCGAUGCCUCCGAUGGCAGCCUGCGGGGGCUGUCAGGCCCGCGGACACCAUCCCCACCGCGCCGCUCCUCCCCCGGCCGUGGCCGUUCUCCCCGCCGAGGCCCAUCCCCAGCCUGCUCAGACUCCUCCACGCUUGCCCUCAUCCACUCUGCCCUGCACAAGCGCCAGCUACAGGUCCAGGACAUGCGUGGUCGCUACGAGGCGAGCCAGGAACUGCUCGGCACCCUGCGGAAGCAGCUCAGUGACAGCGAGAGUGAGCGGUGUGCCCUGGAGGAGCAGCUGCAGAGCCUGCGCCUCAAAUCGGAGGGAGCCGCCCAAGCCCACGAGGAUGCCCAGCGUGAGGCCCAGCGACUUCGCAGUGCCAAUGAGCUCCUAAGCAGGGAGAAGGGCAGCCUGGCCCAGAGCCUGCAGGUGGCCCAGCAGCAGGCCGAGGAGCUACGGCAGGAGCUGGAGAAGCUGCAAGCUGCCCAGGAGGAGCUGCAGCGGCAGCGGGACCGGCUGGAGGAAGAGCAGGAGGACAUGGUGCAGGAUGGCGCCCGGGCCCGCAGGGAGCUGGAGCGCAGCCACAGACAGCUGGAGCAGCUAGAAUUGAAGCGCUCGGGGCUGGCGAAGGAGCUGGUGGAGGUGCGGGAGGCACUGGGUUGUGCCUGCCUGCAGCGGGAUGUGCUGCAGGCUGAGAAGGCCGAGGUGGCUGAGGUGCUAACCAAGGCAGAGGCCGGCCGAGUGGAGCUUGAGCUGUCCAUGACCAAGCUGAGGGCCGAAGAGGCCUCUCUUCGGGACUCCUUGUCCAAGCUGAGUGCCCUCAACGAGAGCCUUGCCCAGGACAAGCUGGGGCUGAAUCACCUCAUCGCCCAGCUGGAGGAGGAGAAGGCCACCUUGCUGGGGAGGCAGCGGCAGGCGGAGCAUGAAGCCUCCUCGGCUCUGGAGGAGCAGCAGCGGCUGGAGCAGCUUCGGCUGGAACAGGAAGUGGAGCAGCAGGGCCUGGAGGGCUCCCUGCACUCAGCUGAACAGGCCCGGGUUGCACUGGAGCAGCAGCUUCUCAUGCUGCGUGAUGAACGCAGCUGGCUGCAGGAGCAGCUGGCUCAGCUCUCGAGACAGCUGAGCGGGCGGGAGCAGGAGCUGGAGCAGGCCCAGCGGGAGUCGCAACAGCAGGUGGAGGCACUGGAGCGAGCAGCCCGGGAGAAAGAGGCGCUGGCCAAGGAGCGGGCCAGUCUGGUUGUGCAGCUAGCGGCGGCGGAGCGUGAAGGCCGGACCCUGUCAGAGGAGGCCACACGCCUGCGCUUGGAGAAGGAGGCCCUGGAGAGCAGCCUGUUUGAGGUGCGAAGGCAGCUGGCUCAGCUCGAGGCCCGCCGAGAGCAGCUGGAAGCUGAUGGACAGGCCCUGCUGCUGGCCAAGGAGACCCUGGCCGGGGAGCUGGCAGCCCUGCGGCGGCAGAUGACAACUACAGAGGAGAAAAUAGCUCUGGACAAGGAGCUCAUGGCCCAGAAGCUGGCGCAGGCUGAGCGGGAGGCCCAGGCCUCUCUGCGGGAGCAGCGGGCAGCCCACGAAGAGGACCUGCAACGACUCCAGAGAGAGAAGGAGGUGGUCUGGCGGGAGCUGCAAGCAGAGCGGGCCCAGCUGCAGGGCCAACUGCAGCGUGAGCGGGAGGAGCUGCUGGCCCGGCUGGAGGCUGAGAAGGAGGAGCUGAGUGAGGAGAUUGCUGCCCUUCAGCAGGAGCGUGAUGAGGGCCUGCUCCUGGCUGAGAGUGAGAAGCAGCAGGCCCUGUCCCUAAAGGAGUCUGAGAAGACAGCGCUGUCAGAGAAGCUGAUGGGGACACAGCACAGCCUGGCUGCCAUCUCCCUGGAGAUGGAGCGGCAGAAGCGAGAUGCCCAGAGCCGGCAGGAGCAGGACCGGAGCACCAUGAAUGCCCUGAUGUCUGAACUUCGGGACCUCCGGGCCCAGUUUGAGGAGGCUGCUGCAGCCCAUGCCCAGGAAAUGCAAAGACUGCAGGAGCAGGCCCGGGACCUGAGCAGGCAGCGGGAGUCCUGCCUACUCGAGGCAGAAGAGCUUCGGACUCAAAUGCGCCUGCUAGAGGACGCACGGGACGGGCUUCGGCGGGAGCUGCUGGAGACCCAGCGCAAGGUGCGUGACAGCCAGGAGGGCCGAGAGGCCCAGCGCCAGGAGGCCAGCGACCUGCGGCGCAGUCUGAGCGAGGGUGCCAUGGAGCGCGAGGCCCUGCGGCGCUCCAAUGAGGAGCUGCGGGUGGCCGUGAAGAGGGCUGAGAGCGAGCGCAUCAGCCUGAAGCUUGCUAAGGAGGACAAGGAGCAGAAGCUGGCGCUCCUGGAGGAGGCUCGGGCAGCCAUGGGCAAGGAGGCUGGGGAGCUGCGCGCAGGGCUGCAGGAGGUAGAGCGCUCGAGGCUAGAAGCGCGACGGGAGCUGCAGGAGCUGCGGAGGCAGAUGAAGACGCUGGACUGUGAGAAUGCCAGGCUGGGCCAGGAGCUAGCAGAGCUGCAGGGCCGCCUGGCCUUGGGGGAGCGGACAGAGAAGGAGAGCCGGAGGGAGGCCCUGGGCCUUCGGCAGAAGCUGCUGAAGGGCGAAGCCAGCGUGGAGGCCACAAGGCAGGAGCUCCAGGGAUGCCAGCGGAAGCUGCAGGAACAGGAGGCCGAGUUCCGGGCCCGAGAGCGCGGCCUGCAGGGCUCCCUGGAGGAGGCGCGAAGCGUGGAGAAGAAGCAGCUGGACCACGCCCGCGGCCUGGAGCGCAAGCUGGAGGCAGCUCGGGCAGAGGCCGCAGAGCUGGCGCUGCGGCUGAGCGCGGCCGAGGGCCGGACGCAGGGCCUGGAGGCAGAGCUGGCCCGCGUUGAGGCGCAGCGGCGCGCGGCCGAAACCCAGCUGGGCGGCCUGCGCUCCGCCCUGCGCCGGGGCCUGGGCCUGGGCCGCGCGCCCGGCUCCCCCACACACAACUCGCCGGCGGGAGCAGAUGGAGGAGGGCUCAGCAGCCCCAGCCCCUUGGAACGCAGUGCUGGGUCCCAGCCACCAUCCCCAGGACCUGCCACGUCACCAGGUCCUCCAGACCUAGACCCAGAGGCAGUGCGAGGGGCCCUCCGGGACUUCCUGCAGGAGCUGCGGGGUGCCCAGCGAGAGCGGGAUGAACUCCAGGCCCAGACCAGCGGCCUCAGUAGACAGCUGGCCGAGAUGGAGGCUGAGAGGGACAGCGCGACUUCAUGGGCCAGGCAGCUGCAGAAGGCAGUGGCUGAGAGCGAGGAAGCCCGGCGCAGUGUGGACGGGCGGCUGAGCGAGGCCCAGGCGGAGCUGGCGCUGCAGGAGGAGAGCCUGCGGCGCAGUGAACGGGAGCGCAGGGCCACACUGGACCAGGUGGCCACCCUGGAGAGGAGCUUGCAGGCCACCGAGAGUGAGCUCCAGGCCAGCCAGGAGAAGAUCAGCAAGAUGAAGGCCAAUGAGGCCAAGCUGGAGAGUGACAAGCGGCGCCUGAAGGAGGUGCUGGAUGCCUCCGAGAGCCGCACCAUCAAGCUGGAGCUGCAGCGGCGAGCGCUUGAGGGAGAGCUGCAGCGGAGUCGCCUGGGCCUCAGUGACCGAGAGGCCCAUGCCCAGGCCCUGCAGGAUCGGGUGGACUCCUUGCAGAGACAGGUGGCUGACAGUGAGGUGAAGGCAGGGACCUUGAGGCUGACAGUGGAGCGGCUGAAUGGGGCCCUGGCCAAGGUGGAAGAGAGCGAAGGGGUCUUGCGGGACAAAGUACAGAGCCUGACACAGGCCCUGGCCCAGAGCAACACCAGCCUUACCAGUACCCAGGACAAGAACCUACAGCUGCAGAAGGCGCUAACAGCCUGUGAGCAUGACCGCCAGGUGCUCCAGGAACGGCUGGACGCUGCCCGGCAGGCACUGUCAGAAGCUCGGAAGCAGAGCAGCUCCCUGGGUGAGCAGGUGCAGAUGGUUCGGGGCGAGCUGGCCGACCUGGAGCUGCAGCGCUCAGAGGCAGAGGGCCAGUUGCAACAGCUGCAGGAGGUGCUACGGCAGCGGCAAGAGAGUGAGGCUGCAGCACUGCACACGGUGCAGAAGCUGCAGGAUGAGCGGCGGCUGCUGCAGGAGCACCUGGGCAGCCUGCAGAGAGCCCUGGCCCAGCUGGAAGCCGAGAAGCGGGAGGUGGAACGCUCUGCCCUUCGGCUAGAGAAGGACCGCAUGGCCCUCAGGAGGACACUGGACAAGGUGGAGCGGGAGAAGCUUCGAAGCCAUGAGGACACGGUGCGGCUGAGCGCAGAGAAGGGACGCCUGGACCGCUCGCUCACUGGGGCUGAGCAGGAGCUGGCCAAGGCCCAGAGGCAGAUCCAGCAGCUGGAGGCCCAGGUGGUGGCCCUGGAGCAGAACCACAGCCCAGCCCAGCUGGAGGCAGAGAAGCAGCAGCAGCAGCAGCUGGAGCUGCAAGAGGUGUCCACACUGAAGGGGCAGCUGCAGCUUGGAAGGAGCUCAGCGUCCUUCUCCCCACCCUCUGGCCCCCCCAAGAAAUGAGCCUCUGCCGGGCUGGCAUCCUCAGAGCAGCUGCAGAACGAGCUACCCAGGGCCUGGCUGUCGCUGCAUGGCAGUGCUGAGGGGUGGACACCAGCUCUGGACCACACCCAGCAGUAACUUCCCAGUGUCCUCCGGUGACCCACCUCACUCCAGCCCCUUCUCCUGGGACCAGCCACUCUAGUUUGUACAAGAGCUUCCCCGAGUGGGUGAGCCAGAGCCAGGCAUCAGGGAGAGCCCUAGUCUCCUGCCAGCCUAGAGCAGGAGCUCAUGGGAAGAGGAGGGGAGCCAGGCCCUGACUCUGACUCUCAGCAAUCUCUCCGCCUCAGUUCAGAGCAUUUGUCAGGAAACUCCUCAGAGAGCUCAGAGUCCUUGUAUUUUUGUACCUUUUUAUAAUGUUAACUGGUGACAACUUGUGUUUUUGGUAAUAAGACAUUUUCUAAAAUUGCCUUGUUCAGAGGGUACCCUUUGCCACACUGCUAGGUGCCUUCUCUACCCAGGAGGAGAUGGGAGGGAUGCAGGUGGGGCUGGGGGGCCUCUGGGAAAGGCAGCUGGGGACAGCAGGAGGCAGAGGCCUGUGUUGGUAAGGGACUUACCAACCUCCAGGAUGGUGUGGGUCCUGAGCCACCUAUGCCAUUUUACAGAUGGGGCUGUUGAGGCUUGGAGCUGUGAUCUGGCUGCACAAGUCCGCUCUUCCCAGCCAGACCCUUGCCCCUUCUCUCUGAGCCUCCUCGGGACAGGGCCCACUGGAUGGUGUGGGGCCUCCCAGGCAGCGUGUGACUACAGGCUCCAAGUGAGUGAGGGGUCUUGCCUGGUUGGGGCUGGGUGAAGCUGCUUCCUCCCAGAGCUUGGUGUGCUUGGCUGCAACGGGAACCUGCCCUGUGGGGGGUGAGUGGGAGGCUCACUGGGUGCUGUCACUGUCUCCAGGGGACACUGUGGUUAUUGUCCUCCCUCGGAGUCUCACACCAGUCCU
Messenger RNA from Heterocephalus glaber (naked mole-rat), 8168 nucleotides. RefSeq names its product ciliary rootlet coiled-coil, rootletin (gene Crocc). NCBI's taxonomy places the organism in Eukaryota, Metazoa, Chordata, Mammalia, Rodentia, Bathyergidae. The record is from RefSeq and is a predicted model, not a curated record.